CUUUCGAUUUUAGGGCUCUUCGACAUUUCAUUUCUGUAUAUAUAUGUUUAGUGAUGAUCCGUGUAUCCUUUUGAAAUCACGGGAGAAUAUUGACAAUUGGAUUUUGCGGAAAUGAGUGUUAAAUACGGGAAAAUAAUAUGAGAUAGGAGAUAGAGAUUUUAAAUAAAAUAAUUUUAUAGGAAAUCUAUAAUUAUUUGGAAAAAGAGAGCAUAUAUAGGGUUAUCCACAUCCAUAUCUCAAUAUGCACCACAUACACACACAGAAUCAAACAAUUGAAAAGAAAACGUUCUGGCAUUACAACUGUUUGGUUUUGGUUGUGUCAUCUUCCUCAUUUUUUAAGGGUGUUUUUGGACCAAAACCCACCAUGAAUGCCCUCAAACUUAGUAAAACUGUAUGUUUUCAUUCAUCUUUAUUCUCUCUUGACUUGACAAAUACUUAUAUCAAGAAUCUAAAUACCAGUAUUCACCCUCGUAAAAGAACAAGAUUGACAUUGAGAGCUAGUGUUGAUGAACAAGAAGAGAGAAAGAGUUCAGAGAAACGAAGCUUUCUCACCCUAGAAGAAGCUGGUCUUGUUGAAAUGUCGGGUUUAAGCAGCCAUGAAGGGUUUUUAUGUCGAUUGACGAUAUCGUCGCUAAAUCUUUUGUGGGUGAUAGGAGAGCAAGAAGGGUGUAGUAUUGACGAACUGAACGCAGGGAAAGUGUGUGAUUGGUUUCUAAAGGACAAACUCAAAAGAGAGCAAAAUUUGGAUGCUGUUCUUCAGUGGGAUGAAUCUAAUUUUCAACUAUAAAAAGACCUUUUUUUACCCUAAAUUUCCACACAUACAAUCUAUGUAUAUAACUAGCAAUUGGAUGAUAGUUUUGUCAUUGGAGAAAUUAUUGUAGGUUGGGUUGAUUCAAAUGGAUAAAAUCUAACAAUAAUUAGUUGUGUACCCAGUUACAACUCAUAACUCAAUCGAGGGUCUAUUUGUCAUUUUCAAUAGAUCAUUGUCUGUUAUAUUUAUUUCGAUAUUAAUAAAUGUUCAGAACUUGUUUA
This is a messenger RNA of Lactuca sativa (garden lettuce), 1032 nucleotides long. The record is from RefSeq and is a predicted model, not a curated record. Lineage: Eukaryota; Viridiplantae; Streptophyta; Magnoliopsida; Asterales; Asteraceae.